AUGGCACCAGAAACCGGCACCUUAUCCAGACUAGAUAAGGAACUUGCGCAGUAUUUAGCUGCUCGCAUGGGGGCCGAGGGGGCCAAUAAGGAAAAAGAGGCCAUGAAGGUCAAGAAGGAGGAGGAGGAGGAGGUCAAGAAGGAAGAGAAGAAGGAGGAGGAAAAGAAGAAGAAGAAGAAGCGCAAGAAUGACAAAGACCACGGCGCUCGUGAGGCUAUCGUGUGCUACAACUGUCAGCGCAUGGGGCACAAGGCCCAUGAGUGUCCUGAGCGAGAAAGUCGGCGCCAAGCUGACCGCGCUGAUGGCUUUGAACUAGCCCGCGUGAGAAUCGACCCCCGCCUCGAUGCGUUGGAGCUGGGUCUGGCUGCUCAGCAGAAGAGCCUUUUGGCUCUUGAGAACCGAGUCAAGAAGGAGGCUGAGAAGAAGGCCAGAGAGGCUGAGAAGCGGGCUGAAAAGGCCGAGAAGAAGGUCGAAGAACUCGAGAAGAAGGUGAAGGAACUGGGCGAGAAAUUCGCCCAUGUGGAAGACUUCAUUGCGAAGCUUCCCGCUCCUCCCACCAUCCAGUAG
Messenger RNA from Fusarium poae, 567 nucleotides. RefSeq lists its product as uncharacterized. The transcript is spliced from 3 exons. The coding region runs from base 1 to 567 and encodes 188 amino acids. NCBI's taxonomy places the organism in Eukaryota, Fungi, Ascomycota, Sordariomycetes, Hypocreales, Nectriaceae. Gene Ontology annotation, molecular function: zinc ion binding; nucleic acid binding. The record is from RefSeq and is a predicted model, not a curated record.